AUGAAUAAAACAAAUUACUCUCCCGUGACUGAAUUUGUGUUCCUGGGACUUUCUACUUCUAGAUCAGUGCAGCAUCUCCUCCUUGCCUUCUCUACGGCGUUUUAUGUCACAAUUGUUCUGGGAAAUCUCUUUAUUGUGUUUAUGGUGAUCUUUGACCCUCAUUUACAUUCCCCCAUGUAUUUCCUUUUAGCCAACCUCUCGUUUAUUGAUUUGAGUUUUUCUACACUAACAGUUCCUAAGAUGAUUUGUGACAUGUACUCUGGGCACAAAACCAUAUCCUUCCAGGGGUGUGUUAUCCAGAUAUUUGUCCUUCAUGUCUUGGGUGGCUCUGAGAUGGUGCUGCUCGUUGCUAUGGCCCUGGAUCGAUAUGUGGCCAUAUGUAAGCCCCUCCACUACCUGACUGUCAUGAGCCCACGGAUGUGCAUUUUACUUCUUUCUGGAGCCUGGGCUAUUGGCCUCAUUCACUCUGUGGCCCAGUUAGCUUCUGUUGUCCAUUUGUCUUUUUGUGGUCCUAAUGAGAUAGAUAGCUUUUACUGUGACCUUCCUUGGUUUAUCAAACUUGCCUGCACAGACACUCACAGAAUGGAAUUCAUGGUUACUGCCAAUAGCGGAUUCAUUUCCACGGGCACCUUCUUCUUAUUGAUUGUCUCCUAUAUCUUUAUGCUGGUCACUGUAUGGAAUCACUCUUCAGGGGGUUUAUCCAAGGCCCUUUCUACUCUGUCAGCUCAUAUCACUGUGGUGGUGUUGUUCUUUGGACCAUGCAUCUUCGUUUACGUGUGGCCAUUUCCCACAGUGCCAGUGGAUAAAUUUCUUGCCAUUUUGGACUUUAUGAUUACACCCAUCCUGAAUCCUGCCAUCUACACACUGAGGAACAAGGACAUGAAGAUGGCAAUGAGGAGACUGAGUAUUCAACUCCUGAGUUUGAGGAAGAUCUCCUAA
Molecule: messenger RNA, 939 nt
Organism: Equus quagga
Lineage: Eukaryota; Metazoa; Chordata; Mammalia; Perissodactyla; Equidae
Product: olfactory receptor 4F15-like
Exons: 1
Coding region: 1-939 (312 amino acids)
Biological process (GO): G protein-coupled receptor signaling pathway
Cellular component (GO): membrane
Molecular function (GO): olfactory receptor activity; G protein-coupled receptor activity
Source: RefSeq, a predicted model, not a curated record